AUGGGAGGUGGCCAAGGCGGCAGGCGGCGGGCGGGCGCUGCGAUGGGCGAACGCGCAGGGACGGGCGGCGGCGCCUGAACCCGGGGGGGGGGGGCGCCGCUGACAGACGCCACUUGGAAACUGGAGGGGGGGAUUCUGUUUUCCCGCUCCCCCAUCUUUGAAGUCCUGGAGUGAAGAAGGAAGAGGAGGAGGGUGGGGGAAAGGAGUUACUGCUGCUACAGCUGGCUCUCCGAGCCUCUCGUACGCCUCCUUCUCCUUCGUUCUCCCCCUUCAUUCGACCUCCCUUCUGGAGCCCGACUCCUGCAACAGUCGCCUUCAGAAAACUCCAAAGAAGAGACCUCCUGCUCCUUCCAGUCCUUCCUUGUAAUCUCAGAAAACAGAAAUUUCCAGGAGACCAUAGGAUCCUUGGACAAAGGUUUCCCUGUCCUUUUCCUGAAGAGGAGUUUGUGUUAUUCCUUGAGGCUCACAUCUCAGUCUCCCAAGGAAUAGCUGUGUGGGGGACCGUAUAAAAGUUAAUGUUUUCACCCACCCGGACGAAGGAGAAUGGGGACCCUACAUCCAAAAGAAUGAAGACUCGACAGAAUAAAGACUCCAUGUCAAUGCGGAGUGGUCGGAAGAAGGAGACACCAGGGCCCCGAGAGGAGCUCAGGACGCGGGGUCGAGCCUCUCCAGGUGGUGUCAGCACUUCAAGCAGUGAUGGCAAAGCUGAGAAAUCUCGACAAACUACCAAGAAGGGUCGGGUGGAGGAAUCAAUGGCCCCCAAAGGAAGCAAGCAAAGCCGACCAGAGGAGAUUUCGGAGAGUGAAGGAGAGGACACCAAUGCCCCAAAGAAAACUAAAACAGAGGAUCUGCCAAGGCCUCAGUCUCCUUCAGAUGUCGACAGCCUUGACGGCCACAGCUUCAACGACGAGACAAGCAGUGACCCACGCGACAUCGACCAGGAUAACCGGAGCACCUCCCCCAGUGUCUACAGCCCCGGCAGUGUGGAAAAUGAUUCUGAUUCUUCUUCUGUGCUGUCACAGGGACUGGCCCGCUCCUACCAUCAUCCCCCGCUCUUUCCCCAGAGUCCCUCCCCUGCUCCCCUGGCGGAGGGCUUAGCCCGUCCACCAGAGCCAAACUUCAGCUUAACAGGGAAGGUUCAUCCUCAGGGCCCUGCAAGCGGCUACCAAUCUCAGCUUGAGGCGCAGGCCUCAAGGAUUUUCCAGGCCCAAGCCCCACCACCCUCUACUCCAUCCACCAAUUCCUCUUCCUCGUCCCCCUCCUCCUCCUCCUCUUCCUGUACUACCCAUGUUCCCCUCUACUCCAGUGCUAAUGUGGUCCAGAUGGGACCCAAAGCAGUGAGUGUAGGAGCAGGCCUCCCUGCGCCAAGCGGGCGUGAGCAGUCCCUCAGUGCAAAGCACAACCCACCCCCUACCACCCCUAUUUCCUUAGCCCCUGUGGCAGGAGGUAUGCCCCCUCAGAAGGCCCCUCCAAACAAUCCCCCAUCAGUGCUUCCUCCUCCAGCAGCCACGUUCCCCCACGUCUUGUCCAAUCUGCCUCCCCCGCCAGCUCUGCGCCCUCUGAACAACAUGGCGGCCAGCUGCAGCUCCCCAGGGAUGGUGGGGCAGGCCCUGAGUGGGCACCUUCCAUCAUCCCAUGGGAUGGGGCAAGAUAAGUCACCUGUCCCUUCGCGUUACCCCUAUGCGCCCCCUCCCCCGCCCAGCUCCUCUGCCCAAUACCCCCUCCCUCCCCCUUCCCAGGCCCUGCCCAUCUACAGCUCCUCUUACGGCCACUCCUUCCCCCCGCCCAGCAGCCUAUCCGUCUCCAGCCAGCCACCCAAGUACACCCAGCCCUCCAUGCCCUCCCAGCCUGUGUGGAGCCAAGGCCCGCCACCUUAUAGUCGCCCUUUAGGGAACACUGGCUCUCACCCUCCUGCCUCAUUUCCUGGCCAGGCCGCUCAUCACCAGCAGCAGCAGCAGCAGCAGCAACAGCAGCAGCACCAUCACAGCCAUGGCGGCGGCACAGGGCUCCCUCCGGCAGCGGCUACUGCUGCCGCCACUCCCCAAACAUCUGGAGGUUAUUCCCAUCCACUGGAGCCAGGCCCACAUCAUCCCUCCCAUGCUGCCUAUGCCCUGCGCCUCUACCCACCCCAAGGACAUGCCACAUACAGCCAGGCCCCCUCUGCGUCUUCCUCCUCCUCUUCCUCCUCUUCCUCCUCCUCAUCCCAGGGAACGUAUCCAGGAGUCUGCAGCCACCCACAAGGGCAGAGUACUGCCACCUAUGCAUUUCCUCCCCCACCUCCCCCGUCUCCUGCACACGGGGCUGGACCCCCCGUCACCUCUGCCUCAGUUACCCUCUCUACUGUCAUAACCACCAUGGCCUCCUCCUCUACAGCCCCCUACAAGACAGCGUCACCUCCAUUGGGGCCCUCUGUAGCAGCCCCCUAUGGAAAGCGAACAGCUUCACCAUCUCCCACCUUCCAGUCCCCUGCCCCCUACAAGCCAGGCUCCCCUCCUUCAUCCUCCCCAGCAUCCUCGUUCCGGGCAGCCACCCCACCAGGAUACAGGCUGACCUCUUCCCCUGCAGCUGGUGGCUACAAGGCCCCCUCACCGGCCCCCAUUGCCCCCCCAGCCUCGGGGAGUAUGGCUGCCCCUCCCCCACCUUUGCCCCCACUGCCCCUCAGUGCUGCGCAGAUCAAACAAGAGCCUUCCGAGGAAUAUGAGCCCCCAGAGAGCCCAAUGCCCCCGGUCCGGAGUCCCUCGCCAGCCCCCAAAGUGGUGGAUGUACCAAGUCAUGCCAGCCAGUCAGCCAGGUUCAAUAAACACCUGGACCGCGGCUUCAAUUCCUGCUCACGCACAGAUCUCUACUUUGUGCCCCUGGAUGGCUCCAAGCUGGCCAAGAAACGGGCAGAUCUGGUUGAGAAGGUGCGCAGAGAGGCUGAACAGAAGGCCCGGGAAGAGAAGGAACGUGAAAGGGAGCGAGAGCGAGAGAAGGAACGAGAGAGGGAGAAGGAGAGGGAGCUGGAAAGAAGCGUGAAGGUGGCCCAAGAAGGCCGACCAGUGGAGUGUCCAUCUCUUGGCCCUGUCUCUCACCGCCCAUCUUUUGAACAAGGCAGUGCUGUGGCUACUGUCCCACCCUACCUGGGCCCUGACACACCAGCUCUCCGCACCCUCAGCGAGUACGCCCGGCCCCACGUCAUGUCUCCGAGUAACCGCAACCACCCCUUCUAUGUCCCACUGGGUGCCGUUGACCCAGGACUGCUGGGUUACAACGUGCCAGCUAUCUACAGCAGCGACCCAGCCACACGGGAGAGGGAGCUGAGAGAACGGGAGGCCCGUGAGCGAGAGCUCAGGGACCGCGACCUGCGUGAGCGCCUUAAGCCUGGCUUUGAAGUGAAGCCUGCCGAGUUGGAGCAGCUCCAUGCUGUGCCCAGCGCCACCAUGGAUCCUUUCCCACGCCACGGCGGUCUAGCUCUGCAGGCAGGCCCAGGCCUGCACCCUGCUUUCCCUUUCCACCCAGGGCUGGGCCACUUGGAGCGGGAGAGGCUAGCACUGGCGGCCGGCCCAGCCUUGCGCCCCGACAUGUCUUAUGCGGAGCGAUUAGCAGCCGAGCGGCAGCAUGCAGAGAGAGUGGCCGCUCUGAGCAACGACCCCUUGGCCCGGCUGCAGAUGCUCAACGUGACUCCCCACCACCACCAGCAUUCCCACAUCCACUCCCACCUCCACCUCCACCAGCAGGAUGCCAUCCACGCAGCUUCUGCCUCUGUUCACCCUCUUAUUGAUCCACUGGCUUCUGGGUCACAUCUCACCCGGAUACCAUACCCAGCUGGUACCAUCCCUAAUCCACUCCUUCCUCAUCCACUCCAUGAAAAUGAGGUGCUGCGCCACCAGCUGUUUGCUGCCCCCUACCGAGACCUGCCUGGUUCUCUCUCUGCGCCGAUGUCUGCAGCACAUCAGCUCCAAGCCAUGCACGCACAGUCGGCAGAACUGCAGCGCCUGGCUCUAGAACAGCAACAGUGGCUGCAUGCCCACCACCCUCUGCAUGGAGUGCCACUCCCCACACAGGAGGAUUACUACAGUCACCUGAAAAAAGAAAGUGACAAGCCCCUCUAAAUGGAUCCCAUUCCCCAUGAUGACGUCAUUGCCCCUCUUGCUGGUGCUGCUGCUUCUGCAAGAGAGAGAGAGAGAGAGAGAGAGAGAGAGAGGAAGAUUGACCAACUAAACCCUGGGCGAAGGGGAGCUGCACAGUGACACAACUUCUAAUGUUGUUUAAUGGAAGAGUAAAGAAACCAGAAUAGCCGUGGU
Molecule: messenger RNA, 4283 nt
Organism: Rhineura floridana
Lineage: Eukaryota; Metazoa; Chordata; Lepidosauria; Squamata; Rhineuridae
Gene: ATN1
Product: atrophin 1
Exons: 11
Coding region: 516-4091 (1191 amino acids)
Cellular component (GO): nucleus
Molecular function (GO): transcription corepressor activity
Source: RefSeq, a predicted model, not a curated record